Messenger RNA from Sinocyclocheilus anshuiensis, 1560 nucleotides. Its product is annotated as glutathione-specific gamma-glutamylcyclotransferase 1. The record is from RefSeq and is a predicted model, not a curated record. NCBI's taxonomy places the organism in Eukaryota, Metazoa, Chordata, Actinopteri, Cypriniformes, Cyprinidae. Gene Ontology annotation, cellular component: cytoplasm. Gene Ontology annotation, molecular function: glutathione specific gamma-glutamylcyclotransferase activity. Gene Ontology annotation, biological process: glutathione catabolic process. The transcript has 3 exons. The coding region runs from base 486 to 1076 and encodes 196 amino acids.
CCUCAAAGCAGCCUACGUUUUCAUCAUCCGCUGAGGAAAAGUAGCAUGGCAGUCUAGGGCGCGCGAAAGCAACGGUUGAAAUGCUACUUCUUCUGAUUUAAAGUGUCGUGGGAUUGGCUGGGUAGAGGUUUGUUGGUAAACAGCAGGCUGGCCGGUGAGUUAGUGACAGCUUUUGUGUUUUAUUCUAGUUGAAAGAGCCGAAGAGGCCAAGAUGGAGUUUUAAGGCAAUAAUGCGGUAACUGCACGGCAUCGGCAUGCACCAGGCAAAGAAAAGCGAUUUGCGGGACUUCACCAUCACAACUGCCAAGCAGUUGGGCUCUGAUACCGUCCGCGGUAUAGCCGUGAGCCAACCGAUACCUCUCCUGCUAGACAGGAGGAAGCUAACGCUAGCCAGUUAGCCUGUGGGCCCAUUCAGUUAGCGCGAAGAAGCUGUUACAUCAAAGCGUAAACUACUACUCUUUCUAUCCUCACACCAUCCUGUAAAGAUGAAACCUCAAGACAUCGUCGCUGGAAAAUCCAGUCUGUGGAUCUUUGGCUACGGCUCGUUGGUUUGGAAACCAGACUUCAAGUACAAGAGGAGCAAGAUCGGUUAUAUUAAGGGGUACAAGAGACGCUUCUGGCACGGGGACAAUUUUCAUCGUGGAGAUGAUGAGAUGCCCGGAAGAGUGGUGACGCUCAUCGAGGAGGAUGACGCAUGCACCUGGGGUGUUGCCUUCGAAGUGACUGGCUCUCAGGUCGAGGAAUCUCUCAAAUAUCUGAACGUAAGGGAGGCGGUAAGAGGCGGCUACCUGACCCGGGUCGUAGAGUUCUUCCCGCGGGGCACGAACCAGUCACCUGUCCAGGCUCUGGUUUACAUCGCCACGCCUGACAACCCUAUUUACCUGGGGCCUGCCAGCACAGAGGAAAUUGCUGCUCAGAUCGGUGUGUGCAAGGGGAAGUCGGGCCACAACAUUGAGUACCUGCUUCGCCUGGCGGAGUUCAUGAGAGUCAGCUGCCCUGAUGUGGACGACCCUCACCUGUUCUCCAUUGAGGCAGCUGUUCACACCACCAUGAGACCCAUAUUGUUAGCAGGCUAGACACCUGUAUCUUCUGUAAAACAUUAAAUAGGUCAACAUUUAGUCCAAACACUAUUAAUGUCCUAGCAUUAAGUUAAUGUUGCCAUCCUUGAGGUGUGAUUGUGAUUUAGUGGCUUUUUAAAUAUGUAAUUCUCCCUAUACCAAGCUAUUAAAACUUACUGUACUACAGUAAAGAUACUGUAUUAAGGGAACAUGGUGUUUUAGGCUGUCUGUUGUUGUUCUAUAGUGUGACAUCAUGCAUACUGUCAGUUCUCAUUGUUUUGUGCUCUUGACCCAAGUAUAUGAUGCUGUAGUACAAAUGCAUGCUUGUGUGACAAUGUAUUGCCGAAGUUUGUCCAGUUCUAAAGCUGUUCGCAUUUUUGUUUUGAAUAUGUGGGCAUGAAACCUCUAUACACUUCCAUUUUAAUUUGCACUGAAGCAGAAUACUGUUAAACCAUUACAAUGGUUUUUCUUUUGCACAUUAAAACCUUCAGAGAACCUGUAA